AUGAUGCAGGGCAACCAGACACUCGGCCUCAAUUUCUUCAACACAAGAUUCGACGGGACCUCGAAAAAGCAGUAUGAGAAGAAGAAGAUUGUCACUAUUGUCAAGUCGUUUAUUGUCAUUCCUAAGUCAUCCACUAAUCCCUCAAUCCUCGCGUUACCUAUAUUGCCUCUGUCCAAAAAGGAGAGGAGAUAUAGCAAUGCCAGCAUAGGAAUCAACCUCAGGUCCAUCUUCCGCAGAAUGGCCUUCUCGUCCAAAUGGGCAAAGGAAGCCCGGGUAAGGUGCCCAUCGUCAGGCAGCGCCGGACGAACUUGA
Morchella importuna is the source of this 312-nucleotide messenger RNA. RefSeq lists its product as uncharacterized. The record is from RefSeq and is a predicted model, not a curated record. NCBI's taxonomy places the organism in Eukaryota, Fungi, Ascomycota, Pezizomycetes, Pezizales, Morchellaceae. The transcript is spliced from 2 exons. Bases 1 to 312 code for a protein of 103 amino acids.